GAGAACCAGACAUAGAGACAGAGAGACGGAGAACCAGACAUAGAGAGCGAGUUGAAGAUUAAACAGUGUUUUCCACUCUUCCUAGAAAGAUGAAGUGUGUGUGGCUCUAAGCGCUGAAAGAGGAGAGGUUUAUUGAAGUGCACACACAGGCCUGUAGACGACAUCUCUCCUCCCCUUCACCCCUCCCUCUUGCUCUGCCACUCAUUGAAUGUUUAUUGACAGGAUUGCGUCCAAAUGUCGGUGUUCUUUAGGCAAAGUGUAUGUUUAGCUCACUCUAAACCCCCUCAGAGCUUGGGUGUCUGACAGCGCUCGCUAGAGCAAUGGCACCUCAUUCGACCAACCUGUUCUCGUGAAAUGAAACGAGGGCGCAGCGGAUCAGGCCAUGAGCACUGAGACUAAAAGCAGAACCGAAUGGACUGGACUAGACUAGACUGGACCGGACGUUUCCAACCUUUUCUGUUCCGUGCACAACCAAAUCACAGACAAAAGCCCUGUUCCAAAGUGGAACAGGAGAACUGGCUUUGCCUCUUCAGUUGAGCUUUCCUGGUGGGGGGAUAAUGUGUUGGAAUUGGACAUGACUCAUCAGCUAUUUCAUCAGUGCCAGCUCAUAAACUCUACUAAAAGAACACUAUACUCUGGUUUACAGACUCAUGCUUGCGUGUGCAUCCGUGUGUGUUUCCCCAGGGUGGAGGAGAGCUUUAAGACCCUGUUCUGGUCCAUCUUCGGUCUUUCGGAGGUGAUCUCCGUGGUCCUGAAGUAUGACCAUAAGUUCAUAGAGAAUAUUGGUUAUGUGCUGUUCGGGGUCUAUAACGUCACUAUGGUGGUGGUUCUACUCAACAUGCUCAUCGCUAUGAUCAAUAGCUCCUACCAAGAGAUAGAGACAGAUGCAGAUGUAGAGUGGAAGUUUGCCCGUGCCAAGCUGUGGAUGUCCUACUUUGACGAGGGUCGCACUCUGCCGGCUCCUUUCAACAUGGUGCCUUCUCCCAAGUCCUGGUACUACCUGGUCCUCCGCACCAAGGCCUGCAUCGUUCACCUCUGCAAGGCCAAGGGGCGUCGCCGCGACAACGAGCUAGAGAUGGGCAUGCUUAACUCACGACUCAAGGGCAAACGCUACAGAGCCCACAGUCGACCACGAGAGGAGUCCACUCUCAGAAAAUCCAUCAAACAUCCCACCAGAUACCAGAAGAUCAUGAAGCGUCUCAUUAAACGCUAUGUUCUGAAAGCUCAGGUUGACAGGGAGAACGAUGAAGUCAAUGAAGGGGAACUGAAGGAGAUCAAGCAGGACAUCUCCAGCCUGCGCUAUGAGCUCCUGGAGGAGAAGUCUCAGGCCACCGGAGAACUGGCUGACCUCAUCACACAACUCAGUGACACAUUUGUCAAGAACGCCACCAAAAAAAACCUAAGAGAGAGGGGAGAAGGGGUAGGAGAGAGGGGUGGGGGAGGCAUGAAAAUAGAGGGAGAGUGAGAGGUGGGGGGAAAGAGGAGAGAAGAGAAAGGGGGAGGGGAAGAAAACUGGUGAACAGAUAGAGAAUUACAGCGAAAGAGAGAGAGAGUGAUGGAGAGAGUGGAUGAAAAGGUGGUCAGGGAUGAGAGUUGAAAGAGUGGCUCUCGGGCGAGUAGAUGUCCUGAUCUAAUUAGUGGAGGGAGGAGAGUGAGAUAGGACAGGAGGAGAAGAGAGAAAGGGAGGAGAUCAGUGGGACGGAGGGAGAAGAGAGGAGGCAGGAGAGAGGAAAAGUGACAAAGUGAGGAGGCUCUGAACAGCGCGAGGGGAAUAUAGGGGAUGGUUUAGAGUAGAAUUCCGAGGCAGCAACGAAAGACAACCCACACAGCCAAACUACAUCAGCUCAACCUACCUGGGAGAUGGGAACAGAUAGAGAGAGAGAGAGCGGGAGACAGAGAGAGUAGAGAUGGAGACAGAGAGAGGGAAGAAGAAGUAAUGGGGAAGAGGGAGAAAUAAACAAAAGUUGAAAAAACACAUAGUAAUUUAAUGUUUUUUUGUAACUGCAGACAGCUAGCCCAGGGUGUCUUUUCCUGAAGUAUUGUGCCAUAUAGCAGUCCACUGUUUCAGGAAGAUAAAUAUAAUGACCCUUUUUUAUAGAGCAGGCAAUCUAAUUAACACAUUGGCCAAUGGUCAUAUAUUCACACAUACGGAAUGAGUUCACACACACACACACUUAUUGAAUUAUUAAUUUGUUUCCAGACACCCAGUGGAGGUUGCACAAGAUUUUUUAGUUCAUUGAAAUAGCAUUUGAAACUCUGAAGUCGGAAUCCGUAGCGGUGAAACUGCCAUGUCCGUUUACGAUAUUACAACAAUAAAGACAUUACCUCAAACAAAGAACCCCUCGGACAUCGUUGCAGGCACGAUAGAAGAGCAGAAUGUUUUGUUUUUUUACCACAAUGCUCCUCUGUCCCGUUUCAAAAACAAAACAAUAAGGAAAGCGCCUGGGGCUACCAGUGGCGCCAUUUCACAAAAUGCACAUCUCAGCUUCAAACUGUGUCUUUGUUUUGUGUGUGUGUGUGUGUGUGUGUGUGUGUGUGUGUGUGUGUGUGUGUGUGUGUGUGUGUGUGUGUGUGUGUGUGAAGAGAGAGCGACACUGUCUAUCUAUACAGUGGCAAGAAAAAGUAUGUAUUUAUCAUAAAAUCUGAUCUUCGUCUAAGUCACAACAAUAGACAAACACAGAGUGCUUAAACUAAUAACACACUAAUUAUUGUAUUUUUCUUGUCUAUAUUGAAUAGAUCAUUUAAACUUUCCCAGUUUUAGGUUGUAAAAAGUAUUUGAACCCCUAGGCUAAUGACUACUCCAAAAGCUAAUUGGAGUCAGCUAACCUUGAGUCCAAUCAAUGAGACGAGAUUGGAGAUGUUGGUUAGAGCUGCCCUGCCCUAUAAAAAACACAUUUGAGUUUACAGUUCACAAGAAGCAUUGCCUGAUGUGAACCAUGCCUUGAACAAAAGAUAUCUUAAAAUACCAAAGAUCAAGAAUUGUUGACUUGCAUAAAGCUGGAAAUGGUUACAAAAGUAUCUCUAAAUGCCUUGAUGUUCAUCAGUCCACGGUUAGACAAAGUGUCUAUAAAUGGAGAAAGUUCAGCACUGUUGCUACUCUCCCUAGGAGUGUCCAUCCUGCAAAGAUGACUGCAAGAGCACAGCGCAGAAUGCUCAAUGAGGUUAAGAAGAAUCCUGGUGUCAGCUAAAGACACCUCUGGAAAGUGCUAACAUCUCUGUUGACGAGUCUACGAUACGUAAAAUACUAAACAAGAAUGGCGUUCAUGGGAGGACAACACGGAAGAAGCCACUGCUGUCAAAAAAACAUUGGUGCAUGUCUAAGGUUCACAAAAGAGCACCUGGAUGUUCCACAGCGCUUCUGGCAAAAUAUUCCGUGGACAGAUUAAAUUAAAGUAGAGUUUUUUGGAAGGAACACACAACAAUAUGUGUGGAGAAAAAAAGGGACAGCACACCAACAUCAAAACCACAUCCCCACUGUAAAGUGUGGUGGAGGGAGCAUCAUGGUUUGGGGUUGCUUUGCUGCC
Salmo salar (Atlantic salmon) is the source of this 3524-nucleotide messenger RNA. Its product is annotated as short transient receptor potential channel 7-like. The record is from RefSeq and is a predicted model, not a curated record. Gene Ontology annotation, molecular function: store-operated calcium channel activity; inositol 1,4,5 trisphosphate binding. Gene Ontology annotation, biological process: calcium ion transmembrane transport; regulation of cytosolic calcium ion concentration; single fertilization. NCBI's taxonomy places the organism in Eukaryota, Metazoa, Chordata, Actinopteri, Salmoniformes, Salmonidae. Gene Ontology annotation, cellular component: cation channel complex; plasma membrane.